Messenger RNA from Penicillium brasilianum, 882 nucleotides. NCBI's taxonomy places the organism in Eukaryota, Fungi, Ascomycota, Eurotiomycetes, Eurotiales, Aspergillaceae. The record is from the annotation of a GenBank genome assembly.
AUGGUGUCUCAACAGUCAAGCAGCACGGAUGACGGCAGCAUGGAUGACGAGACCGUGAGUCUCCUUACUCACCUCCAGUGCGAGCCACCUACCCUACAUAUCAACCAGCAUUUUUGCCCCCCAGGCGACAAUACCAAGAGUCAGAACUACAAAUAUUCGGAUAUCACAACCAUCCGAGACUGGGACGGUUUCGCCUUGCCAGAGAUCAAGUCGAACUUUCAAAGUCUCCUGAUGCAAGCCGAAAUUGUUCCGAGGCUUCCCUCAACCACUCCCCGAGAGAUCAAUUCUGAGUUAGAACUUGCGUACAUUUUCGCUGAGACGGUGCAUCCCCUCGUUAGAAGAGGCCUCCUUUGUGGGUUUGAGGAUCUCGGGGCAGACGAGCUACUCGAAGAGGAGGGCCGCACACCGGUCAUCCUUGGGAGUAGCGGCGAUCUGCACACUCCAAGAGAAAAGGGCUACCCUGACUUGAUGUUCUGGUCUGAAAACGAGAACAGGCUUGAAAGACAUGGUCGCCUGCCCGGGGACAUCAAGCUAUCUCAUAAAUGGAAUAUGGAUAUGAGAUACAGCAAUCGGCAUUUGCAGAACGAAUUCAGACAAGUCCUCUCCCAGGUCAAUUUCUACAUGGUGCAAACUGUGGCUCGGUAUGGAUUCGUUCUGACUGAUCGAGAGUUGGUCGUCAUUCGCAGAUCCACAGAUAAGGAUGGGAAUUCGAUCAAGGGGAGUUUGGACUUGGCGAAGCCUAUCCCGUGGAACUCGGGAUUGCCAGCUUAUGACCCAACCAGCGGGAACCAGCGGGCAAGAAGAGUGCGAUUCACAGUACCACUUGCUCUGUGGUAUCUAGGAAUGAUGGCAUCCAAUGAUGAAGAUUGGGGUUUGUGGUAA